Molecule: messenger RNA, 1279 nt
Organism: Cydia pomonella (codling moth)
Lineage: Eukaryota; Metazoa; Arthropoda; Insecta; Lepidoptera; Tortricidae
Product: NADH-quinone oxidoreductase subunit B 2-like
Exons: 5
Coding region: 536-1240 (234 amino acids)
Biological process (GO): aerobic respiration; mitochondrial respiratory chain complex I assembly; electron transport coupled proton transport
Molecular function (GO): NADH dehydrogenase (ubiquinone) activity; quinone binding; 4 iron, 4 sulfur cluster binding
Source: RefSeq, a predicted model, not a curated record
UACGCAAUCGAAUACAUAAUCGUGCGCAUAACAUGAUUGCAAAUGUUGAUAUAUCUAAAUACGAUUAAAAAAAAAAAUCUUUAUUACCAACAUUAUCAAAUACAAAUCAAAUUAUCAAGAAAUGAGUGUUUAGACUUUUGAAAAACUUCGUUAAAAUUCCGGUGCUACUUAUCAUUUACAUUACUGUUACGAUUUUUUAGUUCUUUGAUCACGACCAACUAAAUCGCUUAGCACUUUAAAACCUCAUAAUUCAAUUUAGCUUUAUUUUUAAAAACUCUAUUUCAUCUAAACUUUAAGGUUGCUUUUGGGUUAUCAAUAUGAAACUAAUACGAUUUUGCGGAAAUAACUAACCUGUUCGCUUGACGUUUCUAUCAAAAGUUUCGCGAACAUAAAAUGAAUGUCUCUGGAAUUUUGUUCAAAUACCGAACGAGUGACGUUUGUCAACUGACGGCGUGUCAGUCUUGUUAGGUUGUCGCGUGGGCGGUGUGAAAUUCAACAUUUGUAUAAUAUUCGUUUAUUAUUUAUAAAUAGUGCUAUGUUACGCAUUGGUGGUUACGCGCUAAGAUAUGUUCGGGCCAGGAAUGAGCUGAAGAGUUUGAAGCUGGUUUUGGGUGAUGAUGACCUAGUAUCUCGGUGCCUCAGGGAGGCGAGUUUGGUGCCAGCGAGGCAGGCCAGUGCUAAGACUUGUCCCCCCGUCCCACCACAUGCCAACAAGAUUUUUAAAAAGGGAGAACCGCGAAGAUACUCGCCUUUCCAUGAGCCCGGGCAGUCAAGGAUGGAAUGGGUAGUGGCUCGAGCGGAUGACAUCCUCAACUGGGGCCGCAAAGGGUCCAUUUGGCCUCUGACCUUCGGCCUCGCCUGUUGCGCCUUGGAGAUGAUGCAUUACGCCGCACCUAGAUACGACAUGGAUCGGUACGGUAUGGUGUUCCGCGGGACGCCGCGGCAGACCGACGUAAUAAUAGUCGCUGGCACGGUGACCAACAAAAUGGCUCCCAUCCUGCGCAAGACGUAUGACAUGAUGCCCGAGCCGCGCUGGGUGGUGUCCAUGGGGAGCUGUGCUAAUGGUGGUGGGUAUUACCACUACACGUACAGCACUGUGCGGGGCUGUGACAGGAUUGUACCUGUGGAUAUCUACGUGCCCGGGUGCCCGCCGACGGCCGAGGCGCUCCUGUACGGGAUGCUGCAGCUCCAACGGAAGGUGAAGCGCAUGCGAGUUGUUCAGGCCUGGUACCGGCAUUAGUUCAUUGUUAAUACAUUUAUCAUAUGUGAUUUGUUUGGA